Messenger RNA from Hippocampus comes (tiger tail seahorse), 555 nucleotides. Its product is annotated as ependymin-1-like. Bases 88 to 540 code for a protein of 150 amino acids. Gene Ontology annotation, biological process: cell-matrix adhesion. The record is from RefSeq and is a predicted model, not a curated record. Gene Ontology annotation, cellular component: extracellular region; lysosome. Gene Ontology annotation, molecular function: calcium ion binding. Lineage: Eukaryota; Metazoa; Chordata; Actinopteri; Syngnathiformes; Syngnathidae. The transcript has 4 exons.
CUGCUUGAGCUGCGCAGGAAGGCAGAUGGGCUUCGCUUCGUUUUUGGCCAUCGUUUUGAACUGAAAACCGCUUUUGGAGUGGCGAAAAUGUACACAGCUGUUCUGCUUUUUGCCUUCGUGUGCUGGACUGCCUCUGCCCAUGCAGACCAUCAUCAGCCUUGUCGUUCACCCAAUAUGACCGGAUCACUUUCGGUGAUGGGAGGAAGGGCUGAAACGAAAGCGGUCGGACUUUUCACAUACGACUCGAUGAAUAAGAAACUCCGCUUCCAGUCGAACUCAAGCCUUCCCUUGAACGUAACCUUGGAUCUGGACCUCUUGGUGUUCUUUGAGGAGGGGAUAUUAUACAAGAUCGACAGCAAAAACCAGAGCUGCGAGAAGAAGGCGCUGCAGUCCAGAAAGCACCCUUUUGCUCUUCCCAGUGAUGCCACCUUCAUGACCACAAUGACCUCUGGGAGCGCCUUCAUUGAGGGGGAAGGCCUGAAAUUUCAAAUAUGGACAACGCCAACACCGGGCUUUAAAGGUAGAGGGGCAAGACACUGACAGCACAUUCACUUU